AUGUAUUUAGGAAUUGUUCGAAGUGUCAGUGAUUAUAAAUCCUCUGCUGCAGACCAACAAUCACAGCAAGAAUUAAAUAAUUUAAGAAAAUCUAGAACAACAACUAAUGCUUUCAAUUCAAAUAAAAAUAUUGAAAAUUCUCCAGAUUCUUUAAAUGAUGAGAGUUUUUCUAAUGGAAUACAAAAAAUUGAUGAUCUUUUUCAUUAUUCCGAUGAUGGCGGUUUUAGCUCUUUUAAUUUGUCCUUAACUGGUGGAGCUAAUGCACCAAUUGUUAAAAUGAAUGAAAUAUGUUCUGGGGCUUCAAUUGACAGUGAAUCUGUAAAUGGAACAAAAUUUGAGAAGCAAGAAGCAGAAAAACAAAAAGAGGAAGAAGAAACAAUUGGAGGAGGAGGGGGAGGAGGAGUUGCUAGUAGUAGUAAUAUAUUAGCUACAACUACAACAAAAUCCUCACUUCGAACAUUGACUUGUAAUUUAUCUGGAGAUGAUAGUACAUCCCAAUCUAGUCAACAAACAAUUAUUGCCCGUCCCUUACAACAACAACAACAACAACAGCAACAAACAAUUAAACAACAACCAAAACAACAACAAAAUACUCCAAUUCCUCCAACCCCUAAAUUAUCAAAAAUAAUUACAAAACGCUCAGAUUCGGAAAUGAGCGUUGGAUUAGGUGAAAAAUCAGCGGGUGAUUCUCCUUUUCCUUCAACAGCUUCUUUAACAGCAGACCCUCACGAAGCUAAUUAUUUAGAUAUUGCCGUUCUUAGAUGUUUAUUAAUUAAAAAUUGGGCAGAAAGAGGAGUAUUUUGGGCAGUAAAAUAUUUAUUAAAUCGUUUAAUAGCAAUGCGUCAAUAUAGAUGUUUACAUGAAGGAAUGUUUAGAUCAAGAUGUAACUCAGACACUGCUGCAAACAGAAAAGUAUCUAAAAAUGAGACAACAAAUCUUGAAUCGCAAUAUUUAACUUGGGCUGAUUUACAACAAGAAAACCCUUCUACGGAAAAAAUUGAAGAAACAAACAUUCCUCCUCCUUCCCCUCAAAAACAACAACAACCUCCAAUAGAAAAUGUUUCAUUAAUUAAAGAACGUCGAAAGUCUAUAUUAGGGUUAAAACGAAGUAGUGUUGCUGAACAAAAACAAGAAAUUGCUAAACAAAAAGAAGAAAGUUUUUUAAUACCAAAAAUUGAUAGCGAUAAGCGUAGGCGAAGAAUUUCAGCAAAUACUUUACCUAUUAAACAGACAAAAAAGAUUUCUCGUGCAGAAAUAGCUUCUGGUUUUUCAAAUAAAAAUGCUCGAAGCCGUAGCGAGCCUUCACUUUUUUCGCGUCAUUCUGAUUCUUUAAUCCAUGGAAGGUGUUCUAUCUGCCCUCCUUCAUCUCUCCAAACAGAUCCUCAAGACAAAUCUUCACCCCCAUCAAACUAUCAAAGAAAAUAUUCUCAAUUUUUCCCAGAAGCAAUUGGCAGUGCACAAUUUAUUGAAGGAAAUGGACAUUUAUCUAUGUUAGCAUUACUUAAAACCCUCGGGGCUUUAAUGGAACGUUGUACUGUUGUUAAAGUAUCUGAGAUUGUAUUAAAUAUUUGUGAUACUUUACUAAAUAUGCCAAAUUUGGAAUUUUAUGGAGCUCGUCUUUUCUUUGAAAAUAUUUUACAUAUUUUACACCGUGUUUGUCUUCAAUUGGGUUGUCCGAAUGGUUGUAAUGAAGGAAGUGUUAAAUGUCCUCAAGCAGAAUUUUUAAGAAUAAAAUUGAGAAAUUUAAUUGCACAAAUGCAUAGAAUUAAUUCCGAACUUUUAAUCGAACUUCUUCGUCAAUUAGUGAAGUCAAUACCUACAGCCCAAAUGGUUGAUACAUUACAUUCAUUAACUAUAUUUUGCCGUGCUUCGCCAUCUUUUAAUAAAUUACAUCAACGAAGUAUAUUAACUAGUGGAGGGAAAGUUCAACAAACCCAAUCAACAACCAAAACAAAUUUAACUCCAAAAAUGCCUCCAACCUACAAAAAUAAUUUUAAUGAAGCUUAUGGAGGUAUUGAAAGUAUUCUAAUGAGUGCUAUACUUGGACCUUUACUUUCUAAAUUAACUGCUUCUUCUGCUGAAUUAUGGCAGCCUGAAAAUAUGAGUCUUGCACAGGAUAGUGCCAUGUCUGCAAAAACUAUAAACCGAAUCGGUUCUGCUCGUUGUCCAUGGAGUGAACCUCCACCAUCUUCACAUUUUACAUCAACAACAAUAAAUACAUUACCACCAACAUCCAAAAAUAAAUUAACAACAAUAACAACAAAUAACAAUAACCAACAAUCAUUAUCAAUUGCCCCAGCAAGAGAAUAUGCUGCUUCAUUAAGACGUGGACUUUUUAGAAAAAGAGAAUGGAUGCAAACAACAUUAACUAAAGAAGAAUUAACUGGGUCUUGUGGUGGUGCUGAUAGUGAUGGAGGUGUAAAUGGAGGGGGAGGGGAUUCAACACAAUCUACUCCACCACUUAGAAUCCAUCCUUCAACAUCAAUGGACGAUUCUUCGCUUGGAAGUCCUCAACCACAAACAGUUACUUUAGCACCGAAAAAGGGAGCAGGAAAAAAUUCUUCAACAAAAAAAGGCGGUGGGGCGACUGGACGAUUACUUGGACUUCUUAAAGGAGCUCGACAUGGCACUACAAGUUCCGAUCAAACUGUCAUAAAUUUUGGAGACGAUGAUGGUUCUUUAAAUGCAACAUCUGAUGAACAACAAACUACAACAAAUUUAGUAGAAGAUGAUAGGGAAAGUUCAUUAGGUGGUGGCGGUUCUUUAGAUGCUGGAAGUGUAGGGAGAGGAGGAGGAGGAAAGUCUAAUACUGGCUCUAAUAUUCGAGCAACACCUCCAAGUCGAUUAGCAGCUCCGAAAGCUCAUUUCGGAAUUAUAGAAGGUGAAGAAAAAGGAGGAAGGCAUUUUGAUCAACCAUCAGCCAGUUCACCUCAAAAUAUUCCAAAUUUCUUGCCUCAACGAAAAUUUGUUCAAAUAAAGGAAAUAAGAGAAGGAGCAGCACGUUUUGCUUUUAUUCUAGAGAACAGCAAACCUGGCACCUUUCCUGAUGCUCCUUUAAUUGCUGCACUUCCUGAAUUGAAAUCUACCGUACUUUCGAGAGCUGUUUUAUUACUUGAAUGUAUCCAUUUUGUUCAUCGUUGCAAUAACGGUGCAUGGCCCGAUUGGAUUCGAAGUGGAAUGUCUUUGCCAGGUCGAUUAUUUACUUCUUCGGCAACGGGAAGUGGAGGAUGUGUCCCCCAAACACCUCUUCAACCACAAAGUUCAAUUCGUAUUGGAGGGGGUGGUGGCGCCUCUCGUCGAACUGCUUUAAUGCAACGGGCCAUUGGGAGGGCUCUUUUCUCUUGGGCCUUUCAAUUAGGUAUUCGACUUCAACGUCAAUUGGAUUUAGAGACGGAAUUGAAAAGUACUGCAGAAAUUCGAAAUUUGAAAUUAAUGGAUGAAUUGGAGGAUUUUUUGGAUGAUGGGACUGUGAAUACAGGAGAUAAAGAUGGAAAAGGAUUGGGCACUGCUUUUCCCGUAGCAUUACAAUUAAUGGUUUGUAUGCUUUUACAACAAAUAACUUCUUUUCUUCGUGAAACCUUUCAAUUAUUACCUCGAAGCAGACAACUUUCUCAAAAAGCAAAUAGUGCUGUAUCUAGUGGUUGGGAACGUUUACAGUCAAAUCGUCGUUGGUCUAUUUUAUCAAAUACUUUUAAUCCUCAAAUGUUACAACAACAACAACAUUUAGAUGUCGUUAGUGGUUCUGUCCAUUUAAUUAAUGAAUUGCAUCCGGAACGCCGUAUAAGUUAUUCAACAGCAGAUGAUGAAAAUUCCCCUAGAGGAUCACAUGAUUUAAUAGGGGAAGAACAACAUUUACAAUUACUUCAACAACAACAACUUUUAGAGAAAACUGGAAAAGUCUCAACAGAAAAAUCGCCAUAUUCUCGUCAUAUCCACCCUCGUUCUAAUACUCAAUCUCCUUCUUCAUUAUCUUCUACUUUUCUCCGAUUUGCCUCUCGUUCUCGUCUUUUUGGGAAAGUUGAUUACUAUUCUCCAUUAAUGCAAAAUGACCCAACAGAAUUAAUUAAUAAUUUAUUACAAACAGAAAAAAAUAAUUUUCAACGAAGAAAUUGUUUAAGUGAAGAAAGGAAAUAUCCUCCAUUAAUUGUUGAUAAAGCUAGAAGCGAAAAAAGUAGAAGAAGUGCCGGGGCUGGAAAAGAUUUUGGAAGUAGUCAUAGCCGUUCUAGAUCAGUUCGCCGAUUAGCUCAAGGAAGACAACGCCUUCUUAAAAGAAGUUCACCUUCUUCAGGAGGUAUUGCCCAACAACAAACACCUCCCCCUAGCGCUUCUUCUGUUGUUGACACCUCCUCUUCUGUAUUUAAUCCUAAUUUAAAUAGAUCUUUUAGAGAAUCUUUUAGGUAA
Molecule: messenger RNA, 4401 nt
Organism: Meloidogyne enterolobii
Lineage: Eukaryota; Metazoa; Nematoda; Chromadorea; Rhabditida; Meloidogynidae
Source: the annotation of a GenBank genome assembly